Messenger RNA from Aspergillus luchuensis, 1449 nucleotides. RefSeq lists its product as uncharacterized. The transcript has 2 exons. Lineage: Eukaryota; Fungi; Ascomycota; Eurotiomycetes; Eurotiales; Aspergillaceae. Gene Ontology annotation, biological process: protein localization to ciliary inversin compartment. The record is from RefSeq and is a predicted model, not a curated record. Bases 1 to 1449 code for a protein of 482 amino acids. Gene Ontology annotation, cellular component: ciliary inversin compartment. Gene Ontology annotation, molecular function: protein binding.
AUGGAAAGUUUCUUGGGGUACGCGUACCUACCAGGAGAUAAGGAGGCCUUUGAAGCAGCCAUAGAAAAAUUCCACUGCACUCUGGGCGAUCGCUUUAAGCGAGAUAGCGAGACCUAUUCACACACAAAAGAUGAGUUUGGUAUGACACCGCUCCAUUAUGCAGCGCGGUUAUUACCAACGGAAUAUUGGAAGGGACGUGAGACAUGGAACUCGCUACUGAAGGGCCUCGAACUGGAUGAUCUGAACGAGCAAGAUGAAGACGGUCGUACCCCACUGUCUCAUGCAGCAGAGACUGGGAAGGCGUGGGCUGUGGACGAAUUGAUCAAAGCUGGAGCGGACCCCUACCGAUGUGACAAAAAUGGACGAUCGGUCUUAUCCUGGGCAGCACAAUUCGGCCACAAAGAAUUGAUCGAGCUACUCAGUUGGGAAUUCAAGUUCUCUGAAGACAAGGAUAACCAAGGCUGGACACCUUGCCAUUACUUUCUCCAAUGUUUUUUACAAAGCGAUUCUCACUCAACUAGCGAUUAUGAUCUCCGCAUUCUUCCACUGAUUUGGGACAGAAGCCAUUCCCGGGAGGUAACGGGCCUUUCACUGUGGGUAAAACACCGUCCUGGGCAGAACUCACAAUGGGGUAUCCGGACGUGGACACAAAUUCCAUCCAAGUAUAUGAAGGCAUCCAUGUUGUCUGAGCAUGAUGCCUUUGGCCUCACCCUGCUAGCGCGUGCUGUACGACUCGAAAGGUACUUAAUCGUCAAGAUACUUCUUACCAUCGAGGGCAUCAAUAUAGGCGUGGCGGACCGAGACGGAAAAACGCCGCUUUGGCGGGCCAUAGAGGCUAGAAACCGCGAUAUUGCCGAACUAUUGUGGAACGAUGAUGAUACUACUCUGAGGCUACUUGCGAGGAAUGCCCACACUCGAUCUGAAUCUCUAGAAUGGCUCAUUACCAACGGCUAUCCAUUGCUUAGACAACACGGCCCAAACAAGAGGACGGCUUUCCAUAUAAUGCUUGACAUCCCUAACAUCAGCGUUAUGGAGCAUCACCUCCAACAAAUCAUCACCCAUGUAUCCGAUUUACCUACGGACACUGUUGAAGCUCCAACAUAUAAGAGGUCAAAAUAUCUAGAGGAAAUUCUAGAGAAAGCCGACAGACGUGGCUUAACCCCUUUAGCUUUGGCAAAAGAGAAAAGACUGAUACCGAUAGUGAAGCUUUUCAUUCGAUGGCGUGCCAAAGUGGAUUGCUUCAAACACAAAGCGGACUGGUUUAAUCUAUUACCGGACAGUAAGGAUAUAGCAUCUUUCUGCAAUUUAGAGGAAGCGUACCGGAAUGUGUCAUUCGAGCUGGUACAAAAGAAGAACGAGAUCCUUGUCUUCGACUUCUACCAAGCAGAGGAUGUAACUCCACAAGGACGUCUUGUCAAGCGACGUGAUAUGCUUCAGCAUCUUUGGUAA